CCAAGUAGGAGAACUGUCUCAUCUGGAGUACUCUGUGUGGCAAUCAAACCCUGGAUUUGGGUUCUUUUAAUAUUUUGGCUCUACCUCUAUUGUUCGGACACAUUUGACAAUAAAACAAGAAUAUAUUUUUGAUCUGAAAACUUCCAACUCUCACAUCUAAAAGAUGUUUCCCUGGUCUGUUGUUUUCUCCCUGGAGCCGAAGGUCCCUGGCCAACGUACUCCAGGGGAGUUGGUGACCAACACUUUGAUGUUGGAGCUGGGUGCCAUGGUAAAACGAACCGAACGGAUCAGGCUGGAGAAGGAGAUCCGUAGACGUCGCAACUCUUCCUCUGCAGAUUACAGCUGGCUGGCCGGCCCUCAGCCUCGAGUACCCUACGAGCUCACACCAGGAGAUGUUCUGGACCUGCAAGACCUGUGUGCCCAAAUCCCACCCCAACAGUGUGGUCCUGUUAUUGUCAGGUUCCGGAAACUAGUGUCAGAGAUUGAGCCAGAUGUGCAUGAAGUUCCAAAGUUGUUUCGGAGUGCCCUGCAAAACUGUCUGGAUGAGAUUCAGGGAGAUGCAGAACUCCAGGAUCGGGCAAACCGUUGGGAGAAACAGCGAAGUAAGAGCCUUUCCUUUGUCACAUUCCGAUCCAAGUUCCGCACCCUGAACCGCGGGAAGGGAAACUUUGGUGGUUCCCGCAACAACCUGCAAGAGGAGAACACGUGGUCUGACGAAGACGAGGAGGCAACGGAGCAGGUCUCGACUGCCAUGCGCAACAGGAAGGGCCGAAGUCUGAGCAUGCCAGAGAUCACCCCACUCGAAGAGGCUGCCUAGAGAUGAACAUGAAGGAAGACGGACAGGAAGAUGGAAAGACGUUUUAAGGCAAGAAAGCAAUGGAAGGCAUGAAAGAAAGACAUUUGAAAAGAACUGCAGCCUGUAAGGCAUUAGGGAUGAGACUAAAGGGAGGAAGGCAAAGAAAAAAAAGAGGCAAAGAGAGGACAAAUCUGACUGAAAAAGAUUAAAGCGUGUGGUAUCAGAUUGUUAAAAUAUUGUUAAUUUGUUAAUCAUACCAAAGAACACAGGUAUAGGCAUAUGUAAAGCCUAUAGUCUUUUUUUAACUUUCAAGAUGUUUUUGAAAACAAUUGCAGUUGACAUGUAAGUAUUUGGCAAAAAUGUAUGUAUAAUGUUUAAGACCAUUUCAUUUUUAUUUAAAAGCUACACAAGACCCCUGCAGUAGAGAUCAACCGAUAUGGGAUUUUAAUGGCCAAUACUGAUAUCGAGAGAGCAGGAUGGCGGAUGUCCUAUAUUAUAACAAUAAUAAUACAAUUUAAUGAUGGCGAAUUUAUGGGAAUUACAUGAACACUUAAUUUACAAAAAUGUUUUAAUCUUUGAAAAGUAAAAUUCAGGUGCGGGAAAUGAAUUAUAGAGAUCUAUCUUUCAAUUUUCACUAUAUAAAUGCUAAUUCUUGAUAUCAGCAAUAGAAUUACUAGUGAAAAUGACAAUUUUUGCAAUCAGCAAUUGAUCUUGUUGGAUCAACACUGGAUCUUGUUAUAAAAAUUAUGACAUUACUUACGGAAAUACCCAUUCUUGGUAUCAAAAAUGGAAUUUCAACUAGUAAAAAUAUAAUUACGGAUAUCUGUAACUGCAUUUCUGAUCUGUCAUUCCCUCCUGUUCAAAAUGCAAUUACAGAUAUCUAUAAUUCAUUUCUUACUUAUCAUUAGCAAUUUCACAUAUCAGCAAUAUGGAAAAUUAAGUAUUUUUACUAGUUCUAACUUAUUUGCACAAUGUAAUUAUUGAUAUAAAAAUAGAUCAUUUUUAAUUGUAAAAAGUACAUAGCUGAUGUGUGCAUUUGGAAUUUGAACUAGUAAGAAAUG
Xyrauchen texanus (razorback sucker) is the source of this 1857-nucleotide messenger RNA. Its product is annotated as protein RD3-like. The coding region runs from base 164 to 817 and encodes 217 amino acids. The transcript has 3 exons. The record is from RefSeq and is a predicted model, not a curated record. Lineage: Eukaryota; Metazoa; Chordata; Actinopteri; Cypriniformes; Catostomidae.